Molecule: messenger RNA, 1752 nt
Organism: Cucumis melo (muskmelon)
Lineage: Eukaryota; Viridiplantae; Streptophyta; Magnoliopsida; Cucurbitales; Cucurbitaceae
Product: metal tolerance protein B
Exons: 2
Coding region: 282-1454 (390 amino acids)
Biological process (GO): zinc ion transmembrane transport
Cellular component (GO): plasma membrane; vacuole
Molecular function (GO): zinc ion transmembrane transporter activity
Source: RefSeq, a predicted model, not a curated record
UGCUCUGUAACUUUCCUUUUUAUGAAUUCGUCUGUUUCCUUUUUGUAAUGGGUCGUGGUUAUUUUUGUAGAAAUCGAUAUCCUGGACCUCUUUCUUCUUGUUGAUUAUAUGUUUAAAUUGUGUAUUGUAUCUAUUCCUUGUUCAUUAGUUCGUUUUGGGGUUGGUCGACCCAGAAUAGCGAUUGUUGCAUAUUUUCUUGGAGGGGCUUGGUUUUUUGAACCUUUGCACAUUUUUGAAUUGUUCUUUCAUAUUGAUUUAUAUAUAUUGGAUAGAUUAAGGAAAUGGCGGAGGAGGAAGUUCUUAUUUUGAAGACAGAACACUGGGAUGAAGUUAAGAUGCCAAUAGUUGCUAAGAAGAGGAAUGUUGUUAUUCCCACUUCCUCAGAAGUUAAAUGUUGCAAUUCUGGCUGUGCUUUUUCCAGAUUAGAACAUAGUAAUUUGGAGUCAUUAAAACGUUCUAAAUCAGCUAUGAAGCUUGGUGGAAUGAUAUUGUUUUAUACCAUAGCUAUAGUAGUGGAGAUUAUUGGUGGUUUUAGAGCUAAUAGUCUUUCUGUAAUGACAGAUGCAGCUCACUUGCUCAGUGAUGUUGCUGGUUUCUCUGUUUCCCUCUUUGCAGUAUGGGUUUCGGGUUGGGAGGUGACACCGCAACACUCGUUUGGGUAUAACCGUCUUGAAGUUUUAGGUGCCCUUGUGUCUGUACAACUUAUAUGGCUGAUUUCUGGGGUAUUAAUCUACGAGGCGAUCGACCGGAUUCUUGCACAAAAGACUAAGGUGGAUGGUUUCCUUAUGUUUGCCGUCGCAGCUUUUGGAUUCAUUCUUAACUUGUUUAUGGUUAUUUGGCUUGGCCAUAGCCACCACCACCAUCACUCUCAUUCAUCUCAUUGUUGUCAUCAUGAUCAUCACUCUCAUUCUCAUUCUGAUCAGAAUCACUUGGGUCAUGAGUCUGACCAUGAAAAAGAGGAGAUUUACACAUUAACCAAACUAGAAGGUGCUUCUUUGGGAUCAAAGGACAAUAGUUCAACGUUGAACAUAAAUCUCCAAGGUGCUUACCUUCAUGUGAUAACUGAUAUGAUUCAAUCUAUUGGUGUGAUGAUUGCUGGAUUCGUUCUUUGGUUUAAACCCGAGUGGAUCGUCGUCGAUUUAAUCUGCACUCUUGUAUUUUCUGUUCUUGCUUUAGCCACUACUUUCUCUAUGCUUAGACAUAUAGCGGUUAUACUGAUGGAAGGAACACCUAGGGAGGUCCAUAUUGAGAGCUUAGAAAAUGACAUCAAGAACAUAAAAGGAGUCCAUGAUUUGCAUGACUUGCACAUUUGGUCCAUAACGGUUGGAAAAGUCGUGUUGUCGUGCCAUGUUGUUGCUGAAGCCGGAGUUUGUUCUAGGGAGCUAAUUUUGAAGAUUAAAAGCCAUUGUGAAAAGAGAUACAAUAUAGUCCAUACCACCAUACAAGUUGAGUAAGGAGAAAGGGGGAAAUAAGCAAAAGAAAGGGAAUGUAACAAACUGUACUUGUUGCCUUGGUAUAAUUGAGUUAUCAUUCAGGUGGCAUAACAUCUACUCUUCUUCGAGUUCAAGAGUUCAACAAUAUGUGAUGUGAGGAACUUGAAUUUCUUAUCUUUUGGCCGGGAGUAGAUUAUUUUUAUGCUCGUGUUGACAACCUCUGUUAUUUCUUGAGCAUUAGAAAAGUUGACAUUGACAUGUUUUUAGGUUUGUACCAAGAGUUUUAUACACGAAUGGACAUUCAUUUAUUUGUUCAUUA